Molecule: messenger RNA, 5341 nt
Organism: Syngnathoides biaculeatus (alligator pipefish)
Lineage: Eukaryota; Metazoa; Chordata; Actinopteri; Syngnathiformes; Syngnathidae
Gene: ppm1lb
Product: protein phosphatase, Mg2+/Mn2+ dependent, 1Lb
Exons: 5
Coding region: 1184-2383 (399 amino acids)
Biological process (GO): protein dephosphorylation
Molecular function (GO): protein serine/threonine phosphatase activity; cation binding
Source: RefSeq, a predicted model, not a curated record
UAGAGACAUCUCGAUUUAUUAAUAUUUUAUUGGCCCAAAGUUUGGCAUUACGGGUAUUACAGUUAUUAUGCCUUCCUCCACUUCCCCCUCGCUGUUUCCAGUACAGCGCACCCAAAAUAGCAUUCAGAAAUCACUUUGGUGCCCCACGCCCAUUCGAGAUUUUUGACAACACUGCGUAAAUGCUUCAGAGUCGAACAUUUUUGGCGUGAGGCACCCUCUGCAAAACGCACUGACGCUCCCUCAGCACACGUACAAUGAAUGGGAAAGUUGACGGCGUCAGACGCUCUGCCAAGUGCGGUACUGCAUGUUUCAACAUUUUCAAAGCAUUCAGUGAUUCUCGCCUACCACUAAGGGGAGCUGGCGCACCACUUGUGGUACUCAUAACACACUUUGAGAAUGCAUCUGCUCAUCCAUUUUCUUUUUGCAUGUUGAUCCUCAGAUUUCCACACUCUCGGUUAAGUAUGGGACAAUCAUUAUAAGCGAUAUAAUGUUUUUUUUUUUUCUGUGCAAUACAGUAUUUCCUUUUGCCUUCCAGGUAAGAAACUCAUCAUCACUUGGGAUUUGAAAUCGUCAAUUGGGUUCUUAAAUGCAACUGAUGAAAAGACCCUUUCUUUCCAUUUAACCCUUUCGGCCGGAUUGUUCACCAAGUGGUUAGAAGAGAAGUUGCCGACGAGCAAGUUGGAAUAACUUGGUGUCCGUGAAGGCAUCACGGGCCGUGUAAUCUGUCGGCAGCAGUGUUCGGUCGCAGCCAGUGUGGCAGCUGGGAAUGUGAGGACGCGUCACGAGCGGCUAUUUUGAGGUACCGCGGGGUCCGGAGAGCAGUCACUGGGCUGGGCUCGGCGAAAGGACUGACGCCUCCCCAGCUCGCCCCCGCAGUCAGGACGUUGUCUUCGUCGAAGUCCGGCGUGGUGGACCGACUUACUGAACCUCCAAAUGGUCAGCUGACCGGUCGCGGCUGUUUUCUUUCACGACGGGACUGAAGUGGAAUAAGAAAUAAGAAAAAAAAAAAUCCGAACCCGAAGUGUCAUUGUUAUUCGAGGGUCCCGCUUCUGGGUUAAAUGAGCCUUUUAUCCGCCACGACGGGUUCUCGCCGCACACACCAGCCAUGGAGUAAAAUCAGCCCGGCGUAAUUGCGCACAACCUGCCGGCGAUUUACCACCCCGCAGCGUGUAACUCUUAAUAAAUGAUAGAGGAUACCAUGACCCUGCUGUCACUGUUAGGUCGUAUAAUGCGUUAUUUUCUGCUCCGGCCGGAGACCCUUUUCCUGCUAUGCAUCAGUCUGGCGCUAUGGAGUUACUUCUUCCACACGGACGAAGUGAAGACCAUCGUGAAGUCGAGUCGCGACGCCGUCAAGAUGGUCAAGGGGAAGGUGGCCGAAAUGAUGCACAACGAGCGCUUCGGCGGCUUGGACGUCCCGGACGCCGAGUUCGCCAAGACGUGGGAGUUGAAGAGCCACAACGUCGCCGUGUACUCCAUCCAAGGGCGGCGAGACCACAUGGAGGACCGCUACGACGUGCUCGCAGACGUCGUCAACAAGACCCACCCCUCCAUAUUUGGGAUUUUUGACGGCCACGGCGGAGAGGCUGCUGCUGACUACGCAAAGGCUCACCUGCCGGAGGCGCUGCGCCAGCAGCUGCUAACCUAUGAACGUGAGCGAGAGCGGGACAGGGAAAAGGAUAAAGAGAAGAAUGAGAAAAAGGAAGGCGUGUCCUACCCAUCCAUCCUGGAGCAGCAGAUCCUGAUGUUAGACCGUGCCAUGUUGGAAAAGCUCUCCGCCACGUAUAAUGAAGCAGGCACCACGUGUCUCGUGGCCCUGCUGUCCGAUAAGGAGCUGACGGUCGCCAACGUCGGCGACUCGCGUGGGGUCCUGUGUGAUAAAGACGGCAACGCCAUUCCUCUAUCUCACGACCACAAGCCGUACCAGCUAAAAGAGCGCAAGAGGAUCAAGAAAGCUGGAGCGAUGAUGGCAGUGGGCCAGAAGAGGGAGCCCGUGGGACCACGCUGCACAAUAGUACAUCAUCUCCAUCUAACGACUAGUAGAGGCGGCUUCAUCAGUUUCAACGGUUCGUGGCGCGUGCAGGGCAUUCUGGCCAUGUCCCGGUCCUUGGGCGACUACACCCUGAAGAAUCUCAACGUGGUUAUCCCCGAUCCCGACAUCCUCUCCUUCGACCUGAACAAGCUGCAGCCCGAGUUCAUGAUCCUGGCGUCGGAUGGCCUCUGGGACACCUUCAGCAACGAGGAGGCCGUGCGUUUCGUCCGCGAACGCCUGGAUGAGCCGCACUUCGGCGCCAAGAGCAUCGUCCUCCAGUCGUACUACCGCGGUUGCCCCGACAACAUCACCGUCAUGGUGGUCAAGUUCAAAGGCAAGACUGCCGAGCGAUAGAUCCCUUUCGAGUAGCCGUUUGCAGUACAAAAUUUGAUGAAUUUACCACUGAGGAUUCUGUGUGGAAUUAAUGGUUGAUUCUAUCAAAGCAACGAGGACAAAAUGGAGCGUGAUACUGCAUUGCUGCAACUGGCUAACGCGCUAUUGAUUCAGUCUCAGCUGCAGACCCCCGUUUAGCAAAUGGGCUAGCGAUAUCUACACACAUCACAUUUGAACUUAAAACACAUUUAAAUGAAAUAAAUGACACUUUUUAGUUUCCUUAGGGCCUAUUCUCUCUCUUCCUCACACGGUUCUCCAAAUAAGAGGCAAAAAAGGCUUGACUGCUUACUUUAAACUAUGAAUUUGGCCCUCCCAGAAAACAAAACAUAAUUAAUGUAUAAUUAAAGGUCAGAGAACAAAGAUGUUAUAGUGUCAGUUCAAAUUCACAUUUGCAUUGUUUCUAUGUUAUGUAAUACGUGGAGGUCAUUUCCAGUAUUGAGGUUUUUAUUACACGUAUUCAGCACUCCCCGAACAUACCGAAAGCUUGAGCCACUGGGUUCGAGUUAUUCUGCACCGCAAUUGCCAAACAGCGUACUACACUCCAUACGCAAUGGUGAGCUAUGUAUUGGAAUAUGAGGAUUUCCACGUACAGGAGCGCCCACUCAACUGAACUCUGCAUCGUCAACCGUACGAUUAGGAGGUCAGAACCUGGCAGUGACAGCGGACUGCUGGUCUGGCACGUGUAGCUGAGCACCUUUCUUCCCCUGUGGAUUAACUUUCACUAUCCAGUGUUCACGUAUUCCUUUUUCACUUAGAAACCCGAAAGACAAAAAAGUCUCGUCGCUGCCUGAGUCAUUUGUAGAACCAAAUGCCACACAAUAAAUCAUCGUGAAAUCGCAAAGUCAUAUAUGACGACAAAUGUGCAAGGGGCGGGAACAACAGCAGACAAGACCGAAUGAACAGGAUGUUCGGGUUGUGCGACAUCACCACGCCGGAUCGAGCCAGAGACUGAAAGGUGCCAGAAACUAAAAGCAGAAAGCACAUUCGGAAUCAUAUUUAACAUUUUAAAUUACUGUGUAUCUUUUAUAUAAUCACUUCAAAACGGCAGAAAUGGUUUGUGAAGGGAUUAUGGAGUUAUCAAGAACAAUUUUAACAUGUUUUUCCUCUGACCUUUAAACUACUAAAUGGUUAACAAUGAAAGUCUGCUAUCUUAAUGCUAACAAUCCAUACGUAAUGAUUUAGACAGACUAACAAAUGUUAGCACAGAUACUAUGGUAAUUCUAAACUUUCAAAAAACAGCAACACAUUCAAACAAAGCUAUUGCAGUGCAUCCAUCUAUUCUCUCCGAUCUGGGGGAACGAUUACUAUUUCUGAGGAUAGCGUAAUAAUCGGUUACGAUGUUGAAAAGUGGUACAAAGUACAAACUUAACAUCGGCUGGGAAGCCUACAGCCACACUACUUUGAACAGCUCCUGGGGACAGUCAUGUUGCGGAUCAAUACAAUAUUGGCAUGAAAAUGGCGGUUUCAAAAAGAGAUCACAUUUUAAACCAUCCAUUUUCCAUUAUCCACGUAUCCUCACAAGGGUCACAGGUGUCCUGGCGCCUAUCUCAACUGACUCUGGGCAAGAGGCGGGGUACAUUAAUUGCAGGGGAAUAUAUUUUAAACAUUUAAGAGUCUCUUCAUAUUUAUAUGCACAUAUAAACAAUGCUUUUUUCCCCCCAUUCAUGAUUUAGAAACUAUUUUGUUUUUCAAUCAGAUCAUCUUUUGGGGGGACAGAUAUCAAGAAUAAAAAUGUGGAAUUAGGUAACUGUGCACCGUGAAUGUAAUACUGCUCUUCUUUAUAAAAGUUGUCCAAAUGCAAUUUCAUCAGGAUCUAGAUUAGAUUACAAAAGUUUCAUGUUCAGGAUUCAUGCUUGUUUGUUUUGAGCCAAAAUAUACAUAUUUUUCCUCCUCAAUCUUGACUAAAGCCCCAUCAUGAUGCUUCAAAGUGGCUAUACAGUAGUUUGACUGGUAUUGUUUUUUGCACUAAGGAAAAAUAAAUCCAAGUAAUAUGUCAGCUGUAACAAUGCAUUGUAACUAACGGCAGUAUUUUUAAAUGACCUUAUUUGCAUCACGUUUUCAACGAUUCUUUGUCAGCUCACAUGUUUCAGCUUUUGUAUUUUCUCAUUGUUUCCACUGUUCGGUAAUGUUUGUAGAGCAAUAGAAGGAUGAAUGUGCUUGUACAGCAUGGGACUGCCACGUUUUAUCAUUUUUGAACGUUUUAGUUCAUAAUAACCGAUUGAUGGAUUUUUGCUUUUUGAUUUGUGUUUCCUGGUCACGCUCAAUUUUUUGCUUUUAUUGUAAUUUUUUGCUCUGCUGCUCAUGCAAACGCUUGGAUAGAAUUUCAAAAGGUCAUGGUUAAAUGAGUAUUAAAAUGUAAUAACAUGACCUUCAUGAAGCAAUACGUCUCUAGCGACACAUAACGGUAGCUGGAUGACGUAACAAAUUGUUUAUAGCGAAGAACAUUAGCAGAUACUUUGUACAAUGACAUCCUAAGAGGGAUCAAUUCAGAUUCUCUCAACCCUUAACUGAAACAAAAAAUGGAAUGAUGUGUAUAAUUGCUGCCUUAUUUUUAACACUGUUUUCCAAAACAUGUGCUCCGCAUGACUGUCAUUUCACUCUCUAAUAAGCCACAUGAAAAGCAGAAAUGUCUCAAGGGACAUAAAAAUGUCAGAUGAAUGUAGAUACUGUGCAGAUGUUGGCAUCCUCGUUACUAGCUGCCUAUACGGCCACAAAGAAAGCAAUGCGGAUUGUAUUACAUCAUUAAUGUAUUCUUAUGUCUUUUCUUUGGCUUUUUUUUUGUUGUCAUUCAUUAGGAACAUUGCAAAAUGUUAGUUUGCCAUUUGUAUAUGUGUGCUUUCAUAAACUGUAUGGAUUAAAAAUAAUAUUUUAAGAUGUCAUUUAGGAGAACAUUAAUAUUAAAACGAGAGGAUUACAUGA